GUCUCUCUUAUCUCAGCCCUCCAGAAACUUCUGUCUGUAGCUCUGUUAUAAGAACAGCCGUGUUCCUCCGUCGGUGUAACCAGUGAAGGUUCUGCUACAAACACUUCUGCUACAAACACCAGUAGGUUGACACAAUGGUCCACGAAACCGGCUUCUACGACCUGCUGGGUGUGAGUCCCACAGCCUCUCAGGAGGAGCUGAAGAAAGCCUACAGAAAGCUGGCCCUGAAGUAUCACCCCGACAAGAACCCCAACGAAGGAGAGAAGUUCAAGCUCAUAUCUCAAGCAUAUGAGGUGCUGUCAAAUCCAGAUAAGAGAACGCUGUAUGACCAAGGAGGAGAACAAGCAAUCAAAGAGGGAGGCAUGGGUGGAGGAACUUCCCCGAUGGACAUGUUCAACAUGUUCUUUGGAGGUGGAGGAAGGAUGCAGAGAGAGAGAAGAGGGAAGAAUGUUGUCCACCAGCUUAGUGUUACAAUGGAGGAGAUGUACAAAGGCAGCACCAGGAAGCUUGGACUUCAAAAGAGUGUAAUUUGUGAAAAAUGUGAAGGUUAUGGUGGUAAGAAAGGUACCUUGGAGAAGUGCUCAACUUGCAAAGGAAGAGGAGUACAAGUCAGGGUGCAACAGAUCGGGCCAGGAAUGAUACAGCAGAUCCAGAGCAUGUGUGCAGACUGCCAAGGACAGGGCGAGAAAUUCAAUGCUAAAGACCGCUGCAAGAACUGCAAUGGACGCAAAGUAGAACGCAAGAAGAAGAUUCUUGAAGUUCACAUUGAUAAAGGUAUGAGAGAUGGUCAGAAAAUAACAUUCACUGGAGAAGGGGACCAGGAACCUGGAUUGGAGCCCGGAGAUGUAAUAAUUGUCCUGGAUCAGAAGGAGCACCCCGUGUUCCAGAGAAAAGAACAUGAUUUGUCAAUGAAGAUUAAAAUCAAACUUGCCGAGGCUCUGUGUGGUUUCAAGAAGACCAUUCAAACAUUAGACGACAGAAUACUCAUCAUUAGCUCACAGCCAGGUGAAGUGAUCAAGCACAGUGAGGUCAAAAGUGUUCAGAAUGAGGGCAUGCCAAUUUACAAGGAACCGUUUGAAAAGGGACAGCUUUUCAUUCAUUUCCAGGUGGAAUUUCCAGAGACUGGCUGGCUUCCAGAGCAUCUCAUGUUCCAGCUGGAAAGACUACUUCCUCCCAGGGAGGAAGUGAUGAUUACUGAUGACAUGGAGGAGGUGCAACUCUGUGAGGUGGAUGUUCGGUCACAACAGAGAAGCAACAGUCGGGAGGCUUAUGAUGGGGAUGAAGAGGGUCCAAGAAGCGGAGUGCAAUGUCAGACGCAGUAAUCAUAAAAAAGACAUUUGUUGUAGUGCAUGUGGGUCGUUUAUUUUUUUCUCUUUUCUUUUGUGAACAUGCUUUUAAAGUUCUGUUUUUCACAGAGUAAUAUAAUGCAAACAAGUAACGUUAGGUUUAAAACGGUUGCCAAGGCCAUUUUUGAGGACUCUUCUGGUACACAAAUAUGCAAGUGGACAUUUGAUUUGUGUUCCCCAAGUUAUCAAAGCUGUAUUUUGGUUCACCGUUUUAUGUUUGGUAUUGAAGAUCCAUGUCUUUUAUAUCUGUGUAUGUGUUUCCUAAGAAUUAUAUGGCACAUAUAUUUUCAGAAGCUCAAAGGACUUCUAUGCUUUCUGUGAAGGUAAUUUCAAUCGUGACAGUUUUUUUUUCUCAAUAAAAGUCCCAAAAUGCUUCAA
Molecule: messenger RNA, 1724 nt
Organism: Anoplopoma fimbria (sablefish)
Lineage: Eukaryota; Metazoa; Chordata; Actinopteri; Perciformes; Anoplopomatidae
Gene: dnaja
Product: DnaJ heat shock protein family (Hsp40) member A
Exons: 8
Coding region: 135-1322 (395 amino acids)
Biological process (GO): protein refolding; response to heat
Cellular component (GO): cytoplasm; cytosol
Molecular function (GO): Hsp70 protein binding; ATP binding
Source: RefSeq, a predicted model, not a curated record